Molecule: messenger RNA, 2131 nt
Organism: Ooceraea biroi (clonal raider ant)
Lineage: Eukaryota; Metazoa; Arthropoda; Insecta; Hymenoptera; Formicidae
Source: RefSeq, a predicted model, not a curated record
CUGCGCAGUAGCACACCUUGUUACUUCGACCAUGGACUCAACGAUGGAUUAGACCGAAGUUUCAUUUGCAAGCGAUACAGUUUAAUAACAAAUAAAGAACCUUUAUUUUUUAAUGCAGUUUAAUAACAGAUUUACUAGCAUUAGCAAAGAAAGAACAAAGAGGGAAUAAAGUGAGAGUAGCUUAGGUUGCUUAUUUUACGUAUGAACAGUGUCCUAACCUACUUUAUGCGUCAAGUGCUGUCAACUUGGAUUGAGCGGGAAAAGAAUUAAACGACAGCAUUAUGAAUGAGAUUACGGAUAAUUUUGCAUGGACCCGUCAACUCGAGUGUCCACCAACAUUGUGUAAUGAUCCAGUGAAGAAAAUAUUAUGCAAAGGAGUACUGGAACUCUUGUGGGAGGAUAUUUCCAACUGUGUGUACCCUACGACUGAAGCAUGUAAAAUCAAAAAGAAUAUUCUGCUGUACAAGCUGAGGCAUGGCCUGAAAGAUUCCACAAUUGCACGUAUUAAGGAUUUGGAUCAGUCAAGAUGCAAAAAUAACAAACUGAAGGAUCAGAUAGCUGCAUUAGAGAAAGAGUACGACGAACAAGAUCACACUGUUAGACGAAAAAUGCAACAGUUGAAAGACAUAAACAGCAAAUAUUCAAUGAUGAGGACGAGAAAAGAUUUCCUGAAAUUGAAACACAACGAAACUAAAAAACAAUUGAAAGAUUGCACUGACAUGAGACGAGUGUGCCAGCAUUUAAUGCCAAAUACUUUCAAGGAGAUAGAUGAGCAGAGGUUGAGGGAAAGCCUGGAUGUAGUAGCUGGUUUACGAUCGGGAAAUAGGAAGCAAGUACGGGAAAAGAUAUCAAACUCUCUUGGCAGUGUUGACAUAUACACACUGUGGACACGUUUGUAUCAAGUACUGUCACAGGAUUUAGACACGUUAAUGAAGCUGGAGACGAAAAACGAUCUUAGCAGUUCAACACUGGUGGGCGAAAAUAUAGACAUCGGUAUCGCAAGAAUGUGUGGCCAGUACAUAUGCAUGAUAUCGAAAUGCGCAUUGUCCAACGCUAAAGUCAGCAAAUACGAGGAGCGUUUAGUGGAGUUCAUACAGCUGAUUGAGUCGCUAUCUCACGAGGAUGUAACCACGUGGCUGGCUUUGACGUUGGAAGUGAGGAAACUAGAAACCGAGCAAGCGUAUCUGCAGAACGAAGUUCAGAAAUUGAAGAAGAACUGCGAGGACAAUUCCCUGCUCAAUCUCGACAUAGCUCAAUUAACGGCUGACAUAGAGGCGAUCGAUGCACAGAUAGACGGAUACGUCAAGAACAUUCAGCAGUCUAUAACCGUUCUCAACUGUGCAGCGUCGCUCACACUUGAAGCAAAGGAGAAACUGCACUUUCAACUACAAAAGAUAGUGGCAGUGCAAGCCGAAGAUUACGACGCGCAAUGCGUGAGCAGCGCGUUGGACAUCGAAUUGGACAUGUUUUAUAACGUUCUCGAUCUGAACGCUCUGCGAAAGGUGAUGUUGAAAGGGGAUGUGGGAGCGUACAGACACGCGGUCUGUUGUCUCGACAAGGCCUCCGUCGCAGCGAUCAAUCCGCAAUGUUCGAGGAUUAAGCCUCACUUCCCGAUGGUGCAGACGCCACUGUACAGUCUUAUAGAAUGCUACAGGAAUGCGGUUGCCAACAUAAUCUACACGAAGCUGCAUUGCUCCACGUCAACGGAAAAGGUCGAGCACGCGGAUGAAUUAACGCCGUCACGCGAGAAAUGUAAUUACAACAGCCUGGAGUUGCUGAGCCUCUCCAAGAUCGUUUGCGAUCAGGCGCGCGAGGAAAUCGGACGCUUCAACGCGAUCUUAAAUACUUGGACGCAUCAGGACGUGCAAGAAGCGAUGGCACUCGAUGAAACGACCGUGGACGGCGUAUCGUUUAAGGAUUGGUUGCAGCGUUACAACGUGUUAUUGUACAUGAUACAAAAUGGCAAAUGAUUCAAGUUAUAAACUUCUUUCCAUCAGGAUUCAUUUAAAGUGUAAUAACAUCAGAAAUAUCGCAGCGCACGUAAGUGCAGCCACCGUGAAGAACAAUGGCAUCGCAAACACUGAAAACACAGGUAUAGUAAAUAGACUUAUAUUUCUCGCAAAAAUAUGUC